This is a messenger RNA of Danio rerio (zebrafish), 2795 nucleotides long. It is a transcript of the gene stat5a, whose product is annotated as signal transducer and activator of transcription 5a. The record is from RefSeq and is marked provisional. Gene Ontology annotation, molecular function: DNA binding; DNA-binding transcription factor activity. NCBI's taxonomy places the organism in Eukaryota, Metazoa, Chordata, Actinopteri, Cypriniformes, Danionidae. Gene Ontology annotation, cellular component: cytoplasm; nucleus. Gene Ontology annotation, biological process: cell surface receptor signaling pathway; anatomical structure morphogenesis; regulation of DNA-templated transcription.
GCAAAAAGGUUGCCUUUCUGGGUCGUACACGCUAUCUGGAGCUUUGCUGCACUUUUAUGCGAAACGACAGCGGAUUCAGAAGACCUGCCGAGGGGUCGCCACAAAGGAAUAAACCGCCAACUACUCCAGCAUAUGUUUUACACAGUGGAUGCCAUUCCAGCUGCAACCCAGUGGUUUUCCACGUAUUCCUCUCCAGAAGUUCCUGUUCGUAGAUGGUAACUGGGAGCUCAAGAUAAGAGAGUGAUCAUGGCCGUGUGGAUUCAGGCCCAGCAGCUGCAGGGAGAUGCUCUACACCAGAUGCAGUCUCUCUAUGGCCAACACUUCCCCAUAGAGGUGCGACACUACCUGUCCCAGUGGAUAGAGGGACAACUCUGGGACGCAAUAGAUUUAGAGAACCCUCAAGAGGAGCUUAAAGCCAAGCGCUUGUUGGACAGCCUGAUUCAGGAACUACAGAAGAAAGCAGAGCAUCAAGUCGGAGAGGAUGGAUUCUUACUCAAGAUUAAAUUAGGACAUUACGCUUCACAGCUAAAGAGCACGUAUGACCGCUGUCCGCUGGAGCUGGUGAGAUGCAUCAAACACAUCCUUUACACGGAGCAGAGACUCGUCAGAGAGGCCACUAAUUCGAGUUCACCGGUGGGCGGGUUAAUGGACAGCAUGUCACAGAAAUACCACCAGAUAAACCAGGCCUUCGAGGAGCUGCGAAUACUGACUCAGGACACAGAGAACGACCUCAGAAAACUACAGCACACACAGGAGUACUUCAUUAUACAAUACCAGGAGAGCCUCAGAAUACAGGCUCAGUUAUCGAGUCUGGCGACACUGCCUCCAGCAGACCGACAGCUACGAGAGCCUAGCCUGCUCAGCAAGAGAGCCACAGUUGAGGCCUGGCUGACCCGAGAAGCUAACACCCUGCAGAAAUACAGACUGAGCUUGGCAGAGAAACACCAGAAGACACUGGCGUUGCUCCGCAAACAGCAGACGGUGAUUCUUGACGAUGAGCUGAUUCAGUGGAAGAGACGUCAGCAGCUGGCUGGAAACGGCGGCCCGCCUGAGGGAGGACUGGACAUACUACAGUCAUGGUGUGAGAAGCUGGCAGAAACCAUUUGGCAGAACCGUCAGCAGAUCCGGCGAGCUGAGCAUCUGAGGCAGCAGCUGCCCAUUCCAGGUCCCAUUGAAGAGCUGCUGACCGACCUCAACAGCACCAUCACAGACAUCAUCUCCACUUUAGUCACCAGUACUUUCAUCAUCGAAAAGCAGCCGCCUCAGGUGCUGAAAACACAAACGAAAUUUGCAGCGACGGUGCGUCUGCUGGUGGGCGGCAAACUCAACGUUCACAUGAACCCACCGCAGGUUAAAGCCACCAUCAUCAGCGAACAACAAGCCAAGGCCCUUCUCAAGAACGAAAACACCAGAAACGACAGCAGUGGCGAGAUCUUGAAUAAUAACUGUGUGAUGGAGUACCAUCAGACCACAGGCACUCUCAGUGCUCACUUUAGGAACAUGUCUUUGAAGAGGAUCAGGCGUUCAGACAGACGGGGGGCAGAAUCUGUUACAGAAGAGAAAUUCACCAUUUUGUUCGAAUCACAGUUCAGCGUUGGUGGAAAUGAGCUGGGGUUUCAGGUGAAGACUCUUUCUCUUCCUGUGGUGGUAAUUGUUCAUGGAAGUCAAGAUAACAAUGCCACGGCCACCGUUCUAUGGGACAAUGCCUUUGCUGAACCGGGACGGGUGCCUUUCAUUGUGCCUGACAAGGUGUUGUGGGCGCAGCUGUGUGAAGCUCUAAAUAUGAAGUACAAGGCAGAGGUGCAGUCAAACCGAGGUCUGUGUGAGGAGAAUCUCGUCUUUCUCGCCCAGAAAGCCUUCAGCAGCUCCAGUGUGAAUCCAGACGACUAUCGCAAUAUGACAAUGACCUGGUCACAGUUUAACAGGGAGAGUUUACCAGGCAGGAACUUCACGUUUUGGCAGUGGUUUGAUGGUGUUAUGGAGCUUACUAAAAAACACCUGAAGCCUCACUGGAAUGACGGGGCAAUUCUUGGCUUUGUGAAUAAACAGCAAGCUCAGGAUAUGCUGAUGUCCAAACCCAACGGGACCUUCCUGUUGCGAUUCAGCGACUCAGAAAUCGGCGGCAUCACUAUAGCCUGGGUGGCGGAGAACCCUAACAAAGCAGGGGAAAGGAUGGUGUGGAACCUCAUGCCAUACACAACCAAAGACUUUUCUAUCCGCUCCCUGGCAGAUCGUAUCAGUGACCUGAAUCAUCUCUUGUUCCUCUACCCGGACCGACCCAAAGAUGAGGUCUUCUCCAAAUACUACACCCCACCUCUGUCUAAAGCCGUGGACGGAUACGUCAAACCGCAAAUCAAACAAGUAGUGCCAGAGUUUGCGACUCCAAACCCCGACCCUGCAGCAAACCCCACCUACAUGGACCAUGUAGCAUCAUCUCCAGCUGUCAGUGCCCCACACCCUUACGGACUCUAUCCUCCAAUGGCUGACCCUAUGCUGGACGCUGAUGGCGAUUUCGAUCUAGACGACACCAUGGAUGUAGCGAGGCAUGUAGAAGAGCUGCUCCGUCGACCGAUGGAGGGCCAGUGGAGCGGCCAGCAGUCGUGACCUCUCCACCUUCCUCCUCUGUGACUUCUCUCUCUAAAUAAUGUUUUUUAAAUCACAUUUUCUCCUCCGCCUUGGUGUAUUUUCCCCCAUUUGUUUCUCGGUGUGGGUCUUUAUGGCUUUCGGUUCUAUUACUUUAUCCCCACCCCUCGUUUCUAUAAAAGAGACAGGAGAUAACGCCAGAAAAAAAAAAA